AUGCUCCCCUACCAUGGCGGCAGUCUGGCAUACCAACAGCCCAAGAAGACAAACAGCAAGAAGAAAGACAGUCACAGUGAGGGCGACUACAAGCUGGUGCAGCAUGAAGUGCUAGCGUCGCCGACGUCGCGUUAUGAAGUGCUGGAGUUUCUGGGGCGCGGAACAUUCGGCCAGGUGGUGAAAUGCUGGAAACAUGGGACGAACGAGAUUGUGGCGAUUAAAAUUCUGAAGAACCACCCUUCAUAUGCUCGGCAGGGGCAGAUUGAAGUGUCCAUCCUCACCCGCCUGUCGAUGGAAGAGGCCGAAGAGUUCAACUACGUCAGGGCGUUCGAGUGCUUCACCCACAAGAGCCACACCUGCAUAGUGUUUGAAAUGCUGGAGCUGAACCUGUACGAUUUUCUGAAGAACAACAAGUUCUGCCCGUUGAAGCUGAAGUAUAUCCGGCCGAUUAUGCAGCAAGUGUUGACGGCGUUGAUGAAAUUGAAGCAGCUGGGUCUGAUCCACGCCGAUUUGAAGCCCGAGAACAUUAUGAUGGUGGACCCGGCCAGAUACCCUUACCGAGUGAAGGUGAUCGACUUCGGCUCGGCUAGCCACGUGAGCAAGGCUGUCCCGAGUACUUACCUGCAGAGUCGUUACUACCGCGCGCCGGAGAUCAUCCUCGGCCUCCCCUUUUCCGAGCGAAUCGACAUGUGGUCGCUGGGCUGUGUCGCGGCAGAGCUCUUUCUCGGCUGGCCACUGUAUCCAGGCGCCAGCGAAUACGACCAGAUCAGAUACAUUUGUCAAACGCAUGGUCUGCCUCCAGAGCACAUGCUCAACGCCGCCUCGAAAACGAAGAAGUUCUUCUCCCGAGCUUACGACACGCCUAAUCCGCUGUGGUGCCUCAAGCCGCAAGAGGAGAUGAUGGCCGAGUACAACAUCAAGUCAAAAGAAGCGCGAAAAUACAUCUUCAAUUGCCUAGAUGACAUGGCUCGAGUGAACAUGCCAAAAUACGAGUCUUCCGAGCUGCAAGUUGAAAAGCACGAUCGACGCGAGUUCCUGGAUCUCCUGAAGAAGAUGCUGGUGAUGGACGACCAGUACCGAAUCAACCCGAUGGAAGCGUUGCAGCACAACUUCAUCACGAUGGGCCACUUUGUCGAGUGCGCGAACUCGCAUCUCGUCAAAUCCUCGCUGCAGAAGAUGGAAGUUUGCAAACGAAAGCAUAAUUACUACGAACUGGCUUCCAACUUCCAGAAGAUUCAACGGGCGAUGGAAUCGUACUCGAAGCCGAUUUCGCGACGAUCACGAAUCGAGCGAACGACGGAUUUCCAACCAAAUCUCGUCGGCGGCUUGAAUUUCGCUGAUCAGCUGGCUUCGCAGACGCUCUCCCAGGUCUUACUUGGGCCGUACGGACAGCCACAAGGGCUAGGCGAUCUCACACCAGGAAUUCGACUUGAUCCGACGCUGCUCGCUCCCAACGCUUUGGGUGGCAAUGCGGCCAGCGCAACCACACUCGUCGGCCCGUUUCAGAACUCACCGAUGCAACUGCUCAAUCCGCUCGGCUUGACUGGCGCUGGUGGCUGGCCCCUUGGACCUUUGGGGCCCACAAGGUCCACUCUUCCCGAAAACGAUCUCUUUUCCAGGCAGCCUUCUUCGCUUACUUCGAGGUCUGUACGCGGCCAGUCGCCAACGGACAGCAAUCGAAUGGAAUGCGAAACGCAGAAAUCGACGAAGAAGUCGUCUCGCCUGUCGCGGCAGCCCUCGUCGCGCCAGUUCGCGCCCGUCUUUCCGCAGUCAGAGAAGACGCCGGUGAUCGUUUCGCAGCCGGGCGCGGUCGGAAGCUCGAGGAACAAGUUCUUGAAGCAGACGCCUUGCUCGCGCUCGCCAUCUCCGGCGUGUUCUAUCAUUACGAUCUCGUCCGAGUCCGAGGAGGACAAGCACAACAAUGGGUUGGGCACGCGCAACGGCGGGAACUCGGCGGCGCGAGAGAACGGGAAAAAAUCGAGCGGACGGCAAAAUCACACGAAUAAUUUAGUCGGCGCCAAUUCGCCUCUCAUGCAGUCCACGGGGCGACCCAUGGUCAGCUCGGUCGACGAUGGACCGCCUCUGUUCCUUCCUCUCAACGAACAGAUGCAGACCAACUCGCAGAGCAUGCACAGACAGAACAGCGAAAUAGACCGCAAGUUCUACCCGAACCCAUCUGUCAAAACAGAACCGGAGCACGAGCUCCUCGCUCCAAGCGCAUAUCGUGGCUCGUCGGUGGAUUUCACCGCCCGCUCCACCGCCGACUUCUUCAACUCGUCCUCCGCUUACCAACCUGCGUUCAAGGGUGAAUUGCAAAUGAAUCAAGACCGAAUCAACCAAUUGUACGGCCGGAACAAUCUUCCUGUCAAUUUGCCGAGCAGGUCACCGACGCACAGCGGCUUGGCAGCGACGCAGUCUAUUAUCCCUCCGAGUAAUCCGCUCUGUGGUUUCCAGCCGCUCGCGCAGCAGCAGCAGGCGCUAAACGGUCUGAAGCAAAGCUACGGACGACGAGAUGCGCCUUCACCUCGCUCGGUUUUGCUUGGGAUUCGCGAUCGACGAACGGAGGAGUCUUUACGAGAUCCAAACUCUUUUUGUAGCCAGUCCGCUGCCGCCUAUAACUCCGCCUUUCCUGCUGGUCUUCUUCCGCAUGGCUUGCCACUUAUCCCGCAAUAUGGAUCUAGCAGAUCGGGAGGGAACUCGCUAUCGAGUGCGUACGCGUUGGCCGCAGCUUCGCCUUCCGCUGGCGGAUUCUACUACAAUCCGCUCAAUCCGAGGCACAAUCCGUAUUUGCUUCAGUAA
Messenger RNA from Oikopleura dioica, 2799 nucleotides. The record is from the annotation of a GenBank genome assembly. Lineage: Eukaryota; Metazoa; Chordata; Appendicularia; Copelata; Oikopleuridae.